GUUUGUAGGACUGAAAGUUAUGUAGCAUAAUACAAUCUUUGUAAAAGCAGAAGCGCAUUGGUAAUUUGCUGGUGAAAGUUAGUCUUAUUCAAGCAACUUGAUAAAUCAUUUACAGACUGCAACUCGACGCGCUCAAGGUAACGAAGUUUUGGUUUCGUCUUCGUUUUCCUUUUCACUUUCUGUUUCGUUUCGGUCGUCGAUGCGCUCGUUGAUUAUGUGCUAUACAUUUUUCUCAGAAGUGCAUAUCUUUACUGAUGCCUCGCAGGCAAGUCAGCCGUUUCAUCCUGUAUAGUUCUAUGAGGCUGAUUUCCUAAAUUUAAUCCUUAUUCUGCUUUUUGUGUUCAGGCUUACGAGCUCUACCUUUCGGGCACAAUUAGAUGGACUCACGCGUCAGGCUUCGUCAAUGGUUGGAAUGCCGACUCAAUGAGGGCCGCAUCGAAGGUCUCCGUUGGAUCGAUAAGGAGAAAGGAAUCUUCAAGAUACCAUGGAAACACCAUGGCAAGCAUUCUUGGACGGAGCACGAUGCUGCAAUUUUUAAGGACUGGGCUGUUGUUACUGGCAGGUACCGCGCUGGUGUCGACGAACCAGACUGGCCGAUGUGGAAGACCCGUCUACGAUGUGCUUUAAACAAGGCUCCGGAUAUCCAGGAAGUGAAACAACGUCAUGAUUUACAUUGCGAUCAGCCUUUCAAGGUUUAUCGGUUCAUCAGCAGAACGGAAUCGUUGUGGCGUGCAAAUGCGGCUCGGAACGCCUGCAUGAUUUUCGACGGCGUAACUCCGACUUAUAAUCCUAACUUCCCGCCCACUCCUGUUUCUCAACUCGGCAGCUACGAAAUGGCUACUCCCUCCAUACCACUGGGAUCUAGGCGUACAGCUGUCAUCGUCCAGCGGUUUCCGUGCGUCAACACAAGAACGGUCACACUUGUUCAGCCUCGUAACGAUAGACUGUUUUUGAGACGGGUGCCUGUGAUCCCUUACCAGUCCGAGUUUCACAACAACAGGCAAGAACCAUGUGCUCUGCGUAUUGUUGCCUCAAGAUCUCUCAACGUACGUCCCACUGGCACUAAUCAUCCGAACUUCAAGUCUGCGCACUCCGACUAUCUGUCUCGCAAUGCCAGUGAACGAUCCUCCAAUGACGUGACUUCAAACAAUCGGUUCGGCAUUGCAUUAAGUUCUCGACCAUCUAGCUGCUGCGGAGAUUUAGAUCCAGCUGACCCUUUACUAGGUGUAACGGAACCGGAAUUUCAUCAACUUGGAAUACGUAUUCAGCAUUUGAAUUUCCGCAUCAAAGACACGAUAGUUACCAACCCGAAUGGGUGUUGUGUCUACUUCGGUAGAUACGAUCAGGUACCGUCCGCCGGUUUUGAGACUAUAAAUUCAAUUCAGAUCAGUUCGUUAGCGUCACCAGAUCCUGUCGAGGUUCAAAUCCCUCAUCACGUGUCGGAAGCCAAUAAAGAAUUUGUCGAUUUACUAUUGGAAAACAUGAUUCGUGGAGUUAUCCUGUCUGUCAUUCAAGGCAGCGUGUACGCAGAACGAGUGUGUAAAUGCGCUGUUUUUGUAUACGCUCCUGUUUGUACUGGUGAGUACGUACUGCUGAAAAAGCUGGGACGUCGUGAACGGGAUCUUAUUUUCGACUAUGGGGAGUUCGUAUCGCACUUGCGUUCUUAUCGUGCUGGUCAACACCCGAAGCCCCAUUUCGAAGUCAUUUUGGCUUUCGGACAGCAGUUGAGGCCAGGAUCAACCACUAAUAGCCUCUUGGUCUGGUGUCGCGUUGCUAGCUGCCGCGCUUGGUUUCAGUUAAACAAACACCAAUCGGUGGAUCUGGAUACCCAAGGUUUGCUUAGGGAAGAUCUAAUGUCCGCAGGUGAUUUGCUUCAGGAACGUGACACUCCAGACUCCGAUUAUAGCUAUGAUCAUUUACCUUUACAUUUUAUGAAUCGUUCAGAUCUCAUGGUACACAACCGCAGCGGUCCGCACAGUACAGACUAUCCGUCGAUUCCUUCCGACGGGAAGAGUACUUGUACUGAUCACAAGACAUCCUCGGGUGUUGCACUGGCUGUUUCUCUCGAGCGGGAUCUUACUCACGAAGAACAAGUUAUUGAGGAAGCUGUGGAAGUGCCUCUUGAUUCUGACGAAAGCAUGAAAUACGAGUCGUCACCUCUUGCCAUUCAGGACUGUCUCAUGACUUCCGAUCCUGUUGUUUGUGCACCAAAUGAUAUGUGUCUUCCGGGUUCACCCGUCGCGGAUGGGUUACUACUCAGUGGAUCUAGAUCGCCUAAAGUGAAACAAACCUCACCAUUCUAGUUUUGAUACAUGUGUUCGCGUGAACGCCACUUGCAUGUUUGCCGCUGCAUCACUUCACUCCUGCUUCUUGGUAUGAGCGAAACACCCUGUUUUCAAAUCACUCGCUUGUACAGUGCCCCCAAAAGAACAGCCCGUGCAUUUAGCUCAACGUUCCUUUUUCCAUAUUGCUCGGGUGAUUUGUGUUAAUUUUGCCUUGUUUUCUAUAUUUUUUAUCGCCAAAAUCAAGCGAUCCUAUAUUUCCCUGUACAAUACCCAAUCGCGUUCAUUUCACUUGUUGAUCACUUUUUAUAUACCCGGCGUUUUGCACCCUCGGCCUUUUACAAGAUUUGCUCCAAUUAAACAUCGCCACUAACACUUCUGUGUUUGUGUUGGCAUACG
Molecule: messenger RNA, 2681 nt
Organism: Dicrocoelium dendriticum
Lineage: Eukaryota; Metazoa; Platyhelminthes; Trematoda; Plagiorchiida; Dicrocoeliidae
Source: the annotation of a GenBank genome assembly